This is a messenger RNA of Vigna angularis (adzuki bean), 2406 nucleotides long. RefSeq names its product phenylalanine ammonia-lyase class 1. The transcript is spliced from 2 exons. Gene Ontology annotation, cellular component: cytoplasm. The record is from RefSeq and is a predicted model, not a curated record. Gene Ontology annotation, biological process: L-phenylalanine catabolic process. Gene Ontology annotation, molecular function: phenylalanine ammonia-lyase activity. Lineage: Eukaryota; Viridiplantae; Streptophyta; Magnoliopsida; Fabales; Fabaceae. Bases 102 to 2249 code for a protein of 715 amino acids.
CUCUCCUCUCAGGAAAUCCUCAAACACAUAAACUCAUAAGCAUUUCCUCUCUCUCUUUACAAAACUCAUCUCCAUUUUUUCAUUCUCUUCAUUCUAUCAACAUGGAAGCAACUACCCUUACCAACGGUCACCAAAACGGUUCCUUCUGCUUGCCGUCCGCCAAGAGCAGUGAUCCGCUGAAUUGGGGAACGGCCGCGGAGGCGCUCAAGGGGAGCCACCUCGACGAGGUCAAGCGCAUGGUGGCCGAAUACCGUCAGCCGCUGGUCCGCCUCGGUGGCGAGACGCUCACCAUCGCUCAGGUGGCGGCGGUGUCUGCACAUGACCAAGGCGUGAGGGUGGAGCUGUCGGAGUCCGCUCGGGAAGGUGUUAAGGCGAGCAGUGACUGGGUGAUGAACAGCAUGAACAAUGGCACUGACAGUUACGGCGUCACCACCGGCUUCGGUGCCACCUCACACCGCCGAACCAAAGAAGGUGGUGCUCUGCAGAAAGAACUUAUCAGGUUUUUAAACGCUGGAAUAUUUGGAAAUGGGACUGAAUCAUGCCACACACUGCCACACACAGCAACUAGAGCAGCCAUGCUAGUGAGGAUCAACACUCUUCUUCAAGGCUACUCAGGCAUCAGAUUCGAAAUCUUAGAAGCAAUCACCAAGCUCCUUAACAACAACGUUACCCCAUGUUUGCCACUUCGUGGUACAAUCACGGCUUCUGGAGAUCUUGUUCCACUUUCCUAUAUUGCUGGUUUGCUAACUGGCAGACCUAACUCCAAAGCUGUUGGACCUUCUGGAGAAGUACUUAAUGCCAAGCAAGCUUUUGAAUCGGCUAACAUCAAUUCUGCCUUCUUUGAAUUGCAACCCAAGGAAGGCCUUGCCCUCGUUAAUGGCACGGCUGUCGGUUCUGGCUUAGCUUCUAUUGUUCUCUUUGAUGCAAAUAUACUGGCUGUGUUGUCUGAAGUUCUAUCAGCCAUUUUUGCCGAAGUGAUGCAAGGGAAGCCUGAGUUCACCGAUCAUUUGACACACAAAUUAAAGCACCACCCUGGUCAGAUUGAGGCUGCUGCCAUCAUGGAGCACAUUUUGGAUGGAAGUUCCUACAUGAAGGAUGCCAAGAAACUGCACGAAAUAGAUCCUUUGCAAAAGCCAAAACAAGAUAGAUAUGCCCUCAGAACUUCACCACAGUGGCUUGGUCCUCUCAUUGAAGUGAUUCGUUUCUCCACCAAGUCAAUUGAGAGAGAGAUUAACUCUGUGAAUGACAACCCUCUUAUUGAUGUUUCAAGGAACAAGGCACUGCAUGGUGGUAAUUUCCAAGGAACCCCAAUCGGAGUCUCCAUGGACAACACACGUUUGGCUCUUGCAUCUAUUGGAAAACUCAUGUUUGCUCAAUUCUCCGAGCUUGUCAACGAUUUUUACAACAACGGUCUGCCUUCGAAUCUCACUGCUAGCAGAAAUCCUAGCUUGGAUUAUGGUUUCAAGGGAGCUGAAAUUGCCAUGGCUUCCUAUUGCUCUGAACUUCAGUAUCUCGCAAAUCCAGUAACAAGCCAUGUCCAAAGUGCUGAGCAACACAACCAAGACGUGAACUCUCUCGGUCUGAUUUCGUCCAGGAAGACAAAUGAAUCUAUUGAGAUCCUUAAGCUCAUGUCUUCCACCUUCUUGAUGGCACUUUGCCAAGCAAUUGACUUGAGGCAUUUGGAGGAGAAUAUGAAAAGCUCGGUCAAGAACACUGUCAGUCAAGUUUCCAAGAGGACUCUUACCACAGGUGGCAACGGAGAACUCCACCCUUCAAGAUUUUGCGAAAAGGAUCUACUGAAAGUGGUUGACAGGGAGUAUGUAUUUUCCUACAUAGAUGACCCAUGCAGUGCUACAUACCCACUGACGCAAAAACUCAGGCAAGUGCUUGUAGACCAUGCCUUGGUAAAUGCAGAGAAUGAGAAGGACGUUAACACAUCGAUCUUUCAAAAGAUUGCAAUUUUUGAGGAGGAGUUGAAGACCAUCUUGCCAAAGGAGGUUGAAAGUGCAAGGGCUGCUUAUGAGAGUGGGAAAGCUGCAAUUCCAAACAAGAUCAAAGAAUGCAGAUCUUACCCACUGUACAAGUUUGUGAGAGAGGAGUUGGGGACUGGGUUGCUAACCGGAGAAAAGGUGAAGUCACCAGGUGAAGAGUUUGACAAAUUAUUCACUGCAAUAUGCCAGGGUAAAAUCAUCGAUCCUCUUCUAGAAUGCCUUGGAGAGUGGAAUGGAGCUCCUCUUCCGAUAUGUUAAUUUUACUGUCACUUUCCUAAAUUUUUCUCUGUACCUAUGCAAGUGAAACCAUAAUAAAUUGGUUUGACAAGCUUUUUAAACCUUAUUGUAAUGUUUCCUACAUGUCAAAUAGGACCUUGUAAUUUAAUAUUAUAGUGAAAUUUCAGUUCUUUAAUAA